CGAUACAGAGUUCAGUCGACCGGCAUCUAGUUAGGUUAUUUCACGUUCCAUAAUUUGCACAUUUCAUUUUUAUUUUGUUUUACAAUGGCGUACAUAGUAGAUAUGCGUUCGGAUACCGUAACAAAGCCUACUAAGGCGAUGAAACAUGCUAUGGUGAAUUCUGCGUUGGGUGAUGAUGUGUUUGGAGAGGACCCAACGGUGAAUGCCUUGGAAAGUAAGAUUGCGGCUUUGAUGGGGAAGCCUGCAGCGUUGUUUGUGCCUUCUGGUACCAUGUCCAAUUUGAUUGCGAUCAUGGUGCACUGCAAUAAGCGAGGCUCGGAAGUCAUUGUUGGAGACAAGGCACACAUAUACAAAUAUGAACAAGGCGGUGCAGCACACGUCGGCGGCUGCCUGUUGUCCACGAUGGAGAACAAUUCCGACGGCACCUUCGACCUGGGGAAGAUGGAGACACGCAUCCGAGGCACCGACUUACACGAGCCAAUCACGUCGCUCGUCUGCAUUGAGAACACGCAUAACGUUUGUGGCGGGAAGGUAUUGCCCAUGAAAUGGCUUGAUGAGCUGUCUGCCAUCUGCAAGAAACAUUCAUUACCUAUACAUGUGGAUGGAGCGCGCAUAUUCAACGCGGCAGCAUACCUGAACGUUCCCGUAAAAGAAGUAGUCAAGCACUGCGACAGCGUAUCCGUGUGUUUCAGCAAAGGCCUGAGUUGUCCGGUCGGCUCGGCGCUAGUGGGCUCCGUACAUUUCAUUGAACAAGCGCGACGUGUCCGUAAAAUGUUAGGGGGCGGCAUGCGGCAAGCCGGAGUGUUGGCGGCGUGUGCGCUUGUGGCGCUCGAUGAAAUUGUUCCGCAGCUGGAGGUGGACCACAAACGCGCAAAUAGGAUGGCUAAAGUAAUCGAAGGCAUGUUCCUCAAAUGCUUCACCGUGGACAUCCAGAACCAGCACACCAACAUAGUUCUGGUGAGACUCACUCCGAAAUGUCCCGUCGGAGCGGGAAGGGUGGUACAGAGGUUAGCGCAAGUGUCACUGCAGGAGACUCAGGGCGACUGCAAAACGGCAAACGACGAAGGCGUGAUAUUGAAAAGCAUAAUAUUCGACGACCAAACCAUACGCUUUACACUCCACAACGGCAUUACGGACGAGGACCUGUGGCUGGCCAUCAUGAAGAUCACCUACGUGUUCAAGGAAAUUGAGGCGGAGGCGGGGAAGGCUACGCAAAUUUAGAA
Cydia amplana is the source of this 1223-nucleotide messenger RNA. RefSeq lists its product as uncharacterized. NCBI's taxonomy places the organism in Eukaryota, Metazoa, Arthropoda, Insecta, Lepidoptera, Tortricidae. Gene Ontology annotation, molecular function: L-allo-threonine aldolase activity. Gene Ontology annotation, cellular component: cytosol. The transcript has 8 exons. Gene Ontology annotation, biological process: glycine biosynthetic process; L-threonine catabolic process. The record is from RefSeq and is a predicted model, not a curated record. The coding region runs from base 85 to 1221 and encodes 378 amino acids.